Messenger RNA from Mytilus californianus (California mussel), 3821 nucleotides. Its product is annotated as A disintegrin and metalloproteinase with thrombospondin motifs 18-like. The transcript has 27 exons. Gene Ontology annotation, molecular function: metalloendopeptidase activity. The record is from RefSeq and is a predicted model, not a curated record. Bases 351 to 3515 code for a protein of 1054 amino acids. NCBI's taxonomy places the organism in Eukaryota, Metazoa, Mollusca, Bivalvia, Mytilida, Mytilidae. Gene Ontology annotation, cellular component: extracellular matrix. Gene Ontology annotation, biological process: proteolysis; extracellular matrix organization.
CAGUGUAUAAUUUCACCACAAUAAAUGAGGAAGUUACAUUUUAAAAUACGAGAUAUAUUGUGACCUACAGUCAAGUAAAAUAUUGAAUACAACUGACUAUUUACGUUUGUGUAUUCAUACUUACUAAUGAACAUGCAGAUGAGCCAGCAAUGUACCAUUUGUUUGUACGGAAUUUUGUGAAGCUUAGGUAUCCAAUACAAACAAGUUACAGUUUUGGAUUUUCUAUUCGAACCAAUCUAGAUGAAACAACUAUUGACUUGAAAAAUUUACAUGAAAUCGACUUGGUAUAAAAUAGAUGGAAUACGGCGUCUUAGUAUUUUAAUAACUAAACAAACCGGCAGUGCAUAAAAAUGCCUACAGAUCAAAGAUUAAACAUUAUUCUCGUUUUGAUUUUAUGUAUCAACAGCAAAGUUUUGGCAAAACCAUUUUUUGAAGAUAGUCACUUAAAUGAUUUCAUCAACUCCAGAAAGCUUCCUGAAGAUGGCUUCAAUGAGUUUGAGUUGACAUCAGUCCAAGAAGUUUCAAAUUCACAUCAGCAGAGCCUAGAUGUUUCAUCAAUCCAUCGACGAAGACGAUCAGUAGACUCUACAGAAUCAUAUGAUAUUGACAUAUCUGCAUUUGGGGAAUCUUACAAAAUGACUCUUCAGCAUACCAAGUCGGUACUUCACCCUUCGGCUAAAGUUUCCAUAAUAACUGAUGAAGAAAAAACGGAAUGGAAUGGAGAACAUCCGGAAUGUUUUCUAAUUGGAAAUGUCCAUUCCCAUGAUGGAACUGUCUCAGCAUCAUUUUGCGAAGAAUUGCGAGGAAUGAUGUCAACUAGUGACCAUGAACUUCACUUUGAAGUUUUGCCACAUCAUAUUCGAAAACGGAGUUCAUUAAAGAGUGAACAACAUACAACACUUAUAGCCAGAAAACGACGAGAAGAUUUUAUGUUCUCAGAUUUUAGCCAAAAAAACGAUGACGCUCAUAUUUAUCAAACGGAAUAUAACCAUGAAAAAAUAAAUAAACGGUCAGUACCUUCAUCUGACUUAACAAUAGAAUUGGCAGUGUAUUGUGAUGCGGACUUCUUGUCUUAUAAAUUACCAGCUACUGACAUGACCCGCAGAGUUGAAAUCAUGCUUUGCAAGUAUAAUGCAGUGCAGUGUGAAUGGAGUCGUGCUGGUGUGUUAAAUUAUAACGUCACUCUAUCAAUCAAACUUAUGUCGUUUUUUGAUACAAACCCGUCCUGGUACAAUGCUUCAACUUCUCUGUCCGUUCCAUUGAAAACUAUAUGUACGGGAACUCAAACCGGUCUGGCUUACGAUCAUGUACAUGUUCACACAGGCAUACCUAAUUCAGAAUUGGGAGGAUUAGCUUACCAAAGUACAGUAUGCAAUCCUAGGUACAGAUGUGGUGUUUCUGCAGAUGGGAUUACAACAUAUGUUGCUACAGUCCAUGAAAUAGGUCAUAAUAUGGGUAUGCUGCAUGAUGCUGAUAGAAAUUGUUUAUCUCCAGACGUUGGUUUAAUGGGUGGUGCUGGCGUCGGAUGGAGUACAUGUAGUGUCAAUGAUAUGAACACAAUGUUACAAACUGGCAAUCAUGGGUGUCUAUGGACUGACAAUAUUGCUGAUAAUGAAGUCACUCCAGCAUCUUUACAGGGACUGACAUUAGUGCCAGAACUUAUAGGUCAGUUGAAGACAGCAGAUGAAGUAUGUGAACAAAUAUACGGAAGUGGAUUUAGAUACCGUGAAUAUCCGAAUGUUGUGGACCCUUCUUGUAACCUGUAUAGCUGUGUUGAUCAUAACGUUGGGAAUACACAUGGUCAAAUGUUCAAGCAGUCUGAUUCUAUUACCGGUCUAUACUGUGAAGAUCAAAAGAUCUGCUUUCGCGGUGGGUGUGCUGAUUGGUCUGAAGCUCAAUUAACUAAUCCUGAAGUGCGGGUAGGUGGGUGGUCAGAUUGGGAAACCUGGACGACCUGUUCCCGGACAUGUGGACGAGGAAUGAUUUACAGACGAAGAAUAUGUAAUAACCCAACUCCAAAAAACAGUGCAAAUUGCGAGGGAAACGAAUACGAAGCUCAAGGCUGCAGUCUUACGCCAUGCGAUGGGGACAGUAGCACAGAUUCUAUUCUUAUAAUACAAAGAGCAAACGAGACAUGCCAAAGACUAAUUGAUAACAACAUCAUUAAUGAAACAGAAUAUACAGCUUCAGGAACUAUUUACUCAUCAUUAAACCAUGGUGUAUGUGAAGUUUUUUGUGAAUCAACUCCCGGGUAUACCAGACCUGAUUUUACAAGAUUUGGAUUGAUAGAAAAUGGUACGCCGUGUCCUGGAACCUUAGAUACAGCUGAUGCGAAUCAAUAUUCCCGACGCCCAGGGUUUUAUUCUGCUUGCUUAGAGGGUUAUUGUCAGAGAUUCGACUGUUCCAAUACACUUAAUUCUGGUGUAUUUGAUGGAUGUGGCGUGUGUAAUGGUGACAAUAGUACAUGUUUAAUCCGAGAAGGAACUUUUACUGAUGAUGUGGCGCAAUGGACACGAAUAGAGUGGACACAAAUUCCUGUUGGUGCAUAUAACAUUGAAAUAUCAUUUGUAUGGAACGAUAUGAAGCAGUAUUAUACAGAAAUAUUUACUGAAGAAGGGGAUCCAAUUAUAACAAGCAGCAUAGGCGGUGAUUCAAGAAUAUUUCAAACUAAAGACAGUCCGGUCAGUUAUGGCGGAACUCUGUGGCAUAAUGAUGCUUAUGUUGCGAUAAUGCAUGCCGAAGGACCAUUGACACAUCCGGUGAUAGUGAAGGUGUACAGUUUUGCAUCGAACAGUAAUACUGGAAUGAAGUAUGUUUAUUCUGUGCCCAUCACCACUACAACAGAUAGUGUGACAACAAACAAAAUGACAACAGCAGCACUGACAACCACUCCAAUGACCACAACAACCGUCAAAACAACUGAGACAGCAACUGUUGCUAUCGCAACAAAUGAUGGGGAAGAUUCUACACAAGCACAUAUGACAUUUGCCACAGAACCCAUUGAAACAACAACCAUAGAAAAGAUAAAUGAUGUGACAACAGUAGAAGCAACAAAUACAAACGCAACAACAGAAACAACACUUACUUUUAAUUCUACAACAGAUAGUGUGACAACAAACAAAAUGACAACAGCAGCACUGACAACCACUCCAAUGACCACAACAACCGUCAAAACAACUGAGACAGCAACUGUUGCUAUCGCAACAAAUGAUGGGGAAGAUUCUACACAAGCACAUAUGACAUUUGCCACAGAACCCAUUGAAACAACAACCAUGGAAAAGAUAAAUGAUGUGACAACAGUAGAAGCAACAAAUACAAACGCAACAACAGAAACAACACUUACUUUUAAUUUGAUAUACGUGUAUGCAUUUAGUGGAUUUCUGGUAUUAGUAGUAUUGAUUACAAUAGUAGUUCUGAUAAUAUACAGGAAGAAAAUGAAAAAUGCUGUCAGGACCAUCACCGUCAAAAGUUUGCACAAUGAUAUGAAAGAUCCAUUUUUUAUCAAAAGAAAAUGACUAAAGGCUCGUGUUUGCAAUAUGAUUUUUUUAUGUAUGUAACACUAUUAUUCGUUCUAACUGAAAGUGUAUUUCUUACUUGUACUAUUAUAAUUACUCUAUAUUUAACAUUUUCAUAUCUAGAACUACACAAUGUCUCAUCUGAACAAAUAGAAAGGCAUUUCCAUACAAGAUAUCUUAUUACUUGCAUCCAAAUAAAUGUAUUAUUGUUAAGUUUGAGUACGUUUGUAUAUUUGUGGAAUUUUUCUCAUACUGAAUGUUAUUUUACUUAUUUUUUAUUUUUUUAUUAAAGUUCUUUAUGAAUGU